Molecule: messenger RNA, 1020 nt
Organism: Pipistrellus nathusii (Nathusius's pipistrelle)
Lineage: Eukaryota; Metazoa; Chordata; Mammalia; Chiroptera; Vespertilionidae
Source: the annotation of a GenBank genome assembly
AUGAGCGGGGACCUGUUGCUCUGGCUGCUGGCGCUGGGCGCGCUGCUGGCGCUGGCGGUGCAGCUGCUGCGCUUCCUGCGGGCCGAUGGCGACCUGACCCUGCUGUGGGCCGAGUGGCAGGGCCGACGCCCAGAAUGGGAGCUGACUGACAUGGUGGUAUGGGUGACUGGAGCAUCAAGUGGCAUUGGUGAGGAGCUGGCUUACCAGCUGUCAAAACUAGGAGUGUCUCUGGUGCUGUCUGCCAGAAGAGAGAAUGAGCUGGAAAGGGUGAAAAGAAGAUGCCUUGAGAAUGGCAAUUUAAAAGGAAAAGAUAUACUUGUUUUGCCCUUUGACCUGGCUGACAUAAGUUCACAUGAGGUGGCUACCAAAGCAGUUCUGCAGGAGUUUGGUAAAAUCGACAUUCUGGUCAACAAUGGUGGAAGAUCCCAGCGUUCUCUGUGUGUGGAAUCCAGCAUGGAUAUCUACAAGGAGAUGAUAGAGCUUAACUACUUAGGAACGGUGUCCUUGACAAAGUGCGUUCUGCCUCACAUGAUCGAGAGGAAGCAAGGGAAGAUUGUAACUGUGAAUAGCUUCAUGGGUAUCUUGGCUGCGCCCCUUUCUACUGGAUAUUGUGCAAGCAAACAUGCUCUUCGGGGUUUUUUUAAUGGCCUCCGAACCGAACUUGCCACGUACCCGGGGAUAGUAGUUUCUAACAUUUUCCCAGGACCGGUGCAAUCAAAUAUUGUGAAGAACGCCCUAACUAAUGAUGGAACACAGGCUGUACAUAGUGAUGUAGACCAGUCCCACAAGAUGGCAACCAGCCGGUGCGUGCGGCUGAUGCUAAUCUGCAUGGCCAAUGACUUGAAAGAAGUUUGGAUUGCGGAUCAACCUUUUUUGUCGCUGGCGUAUUUGUGGCAGUAUAUGCCAACCUGGGCCAUGUGGCUAACCAACAAAUUAGGGAAGAAAAGGAUUGAGAACUUUAAGAAGGGCCUGGAUGCAGAUUCUUCUUAUUUUAAAAUCUGGAAGACAAAACAUGACUGA